Molecule: messenger RNA, 1215 nt
Organism: Sparassis crispa
Lineage: Eukaryota; Fungi; Basidiomycota; Agaricomycetes; Polyporales; Sparassidaceae
Exons: 3
Coding region: 1-1215 (404 amino acids)
Biological process (GO): nuclear-transcribed mRNA catabolic process, RNase MRP-dependent; tRNA processing; intronic box C/D snoRNA processing
Cellular component (GO): ribonuclease MRP complex; cytosol; nucleolar ribonuclease P complex
Molecular function (GO): ribonuclease MRP activity
Source: RefSeq, a predicted model, not a curated record
AUGCUCGCCUGGAUGGGGGUCUCUGCGACGAAGACUUUCUCCUCAUUGUGCGGCGUGGACUGGCUUGCGCCCAUGGUCAGUACAGCAGUGAAAGCGGCGUGCAGCUUCCUCUCGGACGAGCACGGCUCGUUUUGGAAGCCGUCACCUGCACGCGUCCUGCCUUCUGCCGCCACCAUGUCCGACCAGGCUGCGCGCUCGUACACCCACCGCGGCUCCAACCGCGCCAGACCCCGCGACAAACAGAACAGCAAGGUCGUCUACAAGAGCGUCGUCGACAAUCCAUUCCGCGUUGACUGGCCGUCUGUCCCCGUGAACCUCCAGAACUCCAUCCUCGCACGCGUCGUCGCCAUGGCCGAAGGCGUCUCCGAGCUCCACCUCCAUCGCGAAAAGCAGAGCCGGAAGAGGAAGCGCGCUGCCGCGGGACCUCGCGUGCCGAAACGACGGAAAGUCGACGGCUCCUCGGAGGGUGCUGUCGUCGCAGAAGCGACGGCAGAUGCAGCCCAUGACGAUACCGGCGGAGCAAGCUCUGAGCCAGUGUUGGCAUCGUCCAGCAAAGCCACCGCAAUCCCCGAGCCGCCCAUUCUCCAGCAUCUCACGUUCGGCAUCAACGAGGUCACAAAGCUGCUCGAGCAGCUCGCGCAGUCAUCCCGCACGAUCAUCACUGCAGGGCAGGAGCCCUCCGAGCCAGACACGCAACAGCCCAGACGGUACCCGCGACUCAUCCUCGUCUGCCGCGCCGACAUCGACCCGCCCCUCCUCAUCGCGCACAUCCCCCACCUCGUCUCGGCGUGCAACUCUGCGCGCCGCCCGGAUGACCUCUCGGGGCACAUGUGCGACGACAUCUGCCUCGUUCCGCUGCCGAAAGGUGCAGAAUUCUCGCUGUCCGAGGCCAUGGGCCUGCGGAGGGUAUCGGUCAUGGCCAUAGACAGCUCUGCACCAGAGUUGACGGAGAUGGCCCCCCUGCUCGAGCAAAUCCCGACGCUGCGCUCUUCGUGGCUGAUUCCCCCGGCUGUGCACCAGGGCAAGCCACCGAUACCCAAGCAGAUUAUACCCACACACAUCAAGAUGCUACGGACUACCGCGCCCAAGGACAUGAAGGCCGCGAAGGAGGAGAGGGCGCGCGGGAGGGCUGCUGCCAAGAAACGGAGGAAGGCGUUGAAGGAAAAGGGCGCGAUACCGAAGAAAGUGGUGGUAGGAGCGGCUAAGGGUUCAUGA